UCUGCACCAACAGCGCUGGCAAUGGAGAUCUCUUCCUCCGAUUGCUAGCAAAUCCAAUCUCUCCUACCCCAUUUUCGCCCCUAAAACAAAGAGAAAUUACAUCCCCACCCACCACCUCCAAUGGCAGCCACUACCAGAUAUUGGGUGGUCUCGCUUCCCGUCCAAACCUCACAUUCCUCUCUCUGGAGUCGCGUGCAGGAAUCCAUCUCCAAACACUCCUUCGAUACUCCUCUCUACAGGUUCAACACGCCGGAUCUUCGCGUUGGGACCCUCGAUUCUCUUCUCUCCCUCAGUGACGAUCUCUUGAAGUCAAAUACUUUUGUGGAAGGAGUUUCGCAUAAGAUCAGGCGCCAGAUUGAGGAAUUAGAGAGGGUUUCGGGAGUUGGGACUGGGGGCCUGACGGUUGAUGGAGUUCCGGUCGAUUCCUACCUCACAAGAUUUGUCUGGGAUGAAGCAAAGUAUCCGACCAUGUCACCUCUUAGAGAGAUCGUUAAUAGCAUCACUGUCCAAGUAGCCAAGAUUGAGGAUGAUCUGAAGGUUCGUGUUGCUGAAUAUAACAAUGUUCGCAGUCAGCUUAAUGCUAUAAACAGAAAGCAAAGUGGAAGCUUGGCCGUGCGCGAUCUUUCUAAUUUAGUGAAGCCUGAGGAUAUUAUCACAUCAGACCACUUAGUGACUCUCCUUGCUGUUGUUCCAAAGUAUUCAGAGAAGGACUGGCUGUCUCGCUAUGAAACACUAACUUCUUAUGUGGUUCCCAGGUCUUCCAAGAAGUUGCAUGAGGACAACAAGUAUGCCCUUUACACUGUCACAUUAUUUGGUAAAGUUGCUGACAACUUCAAAGCAAGUGCACGUGAAAAAGGAUUUCAGGUUCGUGAUUUUGAAUAUAGUCCAGAAGCACAAGAGAGCCGGAAACGUGAUUUGGAAAUAUUGAUGCAAGAUCAGGAAUCCAUGAGAAGCUCUCUUCUGCAGUGGUGUUAUGCUAGUUAUGGGGAGGUUUUCAGCUCCUGGAUGCACUUUUGUGCUGUACGUGCCUUCACGGAGAGCAUUCUCAGAUAUGGGUUGCCUCCAUCGUUCUUGGCAGCAGUGUUAUCUCCAUCACCGAAAAGCGAGAAGAAAGUACGCUCUAUCUUGGAAGAGCUCUGUGGCAACAUGAAUAGCACCUACUGGAAAGCUGAAGAUGACGUGGGAAUGGCUGGUCUUGGAGGAGAUGCCGAUUCACAUCCAUAUGUCUCCUUCACGAUCAAUCUAAUUUAAUUGAAAUCGAGCUGCAAUCUCCAUAUGCUUGGUUCCUGAGAUGGAGGAAUUACUUUUAACCUCGCAAUAACGACAGGCAAGAUUAGAGGACUGUUGGUGCAUUGUAUAUUAGAGCAGCUUCACCCGAUUCUUUUGUUGUUUAUCCAUUUAUCUUGUGGUAUUCAAUUCUAGGGCUUGAUGUUAAUUAAGAGUGUAAACGUUCGGAAAAAGUCCACGCUAUUGGAAUUUGAUCUCUAAGAUUUUCA
Messenger RNA from Magnolia sinica, 1496 nucleotides. RefSeq names its product V-type proton ATPase subunit C-like. Gene Ontology annotation, cellular component: vacuolar proton-transporting V-type ATPase, V1 domain. The transcript has 11 exons. NCBI's taxonomy places the organism in Eukaryota, Viridiplantae, Streptophyta, Magnoliopsida, Magnoliales, Magnoliaceae. Gene Ontology annotation, biological process: proton transmembrane transport. The record is from RefSeq and is a predicted model, not a curated record. Gene Ontology annotation, molecular function: proton-transporting ATPase activity, rotational mechanism. Bases 121 to 1251 code for a protein of 376 amino acids.